AUGACUUGCGGCCUUGAAAUUUGCGUGGCAGCUGGGAUCACCUAUGUUCCUCCAUUACUUCUGGAAGCUGGUGUGGAAGAGCAGUACAUGACCAUGGUCUUGGGUAUUGGCCCUGUCCUUGGUCUAAUCCUUGUGCCCCUUAUUGGAUCGGCUAGUGAUGACUGCCAAAGCAACUAUGGCGGAAGACGUCCAUUCAUCUGGAUAUUAUCCCUCGGUGUCCUCCUUUCACUCUUCAUCAUUCCACAUGCUGACUCCUUCGCUUCCUACUUUUCCUAUGGUGGAAACCAUGUCCAUAUUUUCUUCCUCAUUUUUGGGGUGGGAUUACUAGACUGCUGCGUUCAAGUCUGCUUUACACCAUUGGAGGCUCUUUUGUCUGACUUGUACCAUGAUGACGAAGGCUGCGGCCAAGCCUUUGCCAUGUUCUCCUUCAUGAUCAGCAUUGGCGGCUGUAUUGGCUAUCUGCUGACCUCUGUCAACUGGAAUUACACGUAUAUGUCUCUUUACCUCGGUGGGCCAGACGAAUGUCUGUUUUUAUUGUUAAUGCUAAUAUUUAUUGUAAGCGUCCUUGUUACUAUGAAGACUGUGGAGGAACAUAGCCACAGGCCAAAGUCCUUCAGCAGAGGAUGUUGUUUACCAAAAUGGAAGCUGCGAUCCUGGAAAUGCAACCCGGUCCUAUGCCUGCUGAGCCUAUGCUGGUCUGUCACCCCCAGGAUCUAUCAUAGUUACUGUCGUAUCCCUGCUGUCAUGAAACAGUUGUGUGCUGCCCAGCUGUGUAGCUGGAUGGCAGUCAUGUCUUUCAUGCUCUUCUAUACAGACUUUGUCGGAGAGGGGUUAUAUAAAGGGAUUCCAAGUGCUGCACCAGGAACAGAAUCGAGAAUCCGCUACGAUGAAGGAAUCCGUAUGGGAAGUCUCGGACUUUUCCUCCAGUGUGCGACUGCGACCUUCUUUUCAAUGAUCAUCAACAAACUGGCCAAACAAUUUGGGUCGCGGCAAGUCUACCUGUCCAGCAUGAUCACCUUCACCUCCUCUGCCCUAGUCAUCUGCCUGUCCCAAAAUAUUGUCAUCGUCACCAUUAUGUCCUCGCUAACUGGAUUUGCCUACGCUACACUCCAGACACUUCCGUACACCUUAAUAUGUCUCUAUCACAAGGAAAAAGAUGUAAGUAAUAAAAAGCAUCAAUAA
This is a messenger RNA of Staurois parvus, 1182 nucleotides long. Lineage: Eukaryota; Metazoa; Chordata; Amphibia; Anura; Ranidae. The record is from the annotation of a GenBank genome assembly.